This is a messenger RNA of Phycodurus eques (leafy seadragon), 4971 nucleotides long. RefSeq names its product zona pellucida protein AX 4 (gene zpax4). The record is from RefSeq and is a predicted model, not a curated record. Lineage: Eukaryota; Metazoa; Chordata; Actinopteri; Syngnathiformes; Syngnathidae.
CCUCAGCAGGAGCGAGCGAGUCAAGGCCUAAAAAAAACAAACAAACAAAACAAUUCCAGAAAGAAUUCAUUCCUUUUUUUUUUUGUGCUUCAUUUCUGUGUCCCUUCAAAAUAACAAAAGCUGUCAAGAAGUUCAAAGGUUUGUACUUGCAAUUUAAAGAAAAAGGACAUGAGGAAAAGAAAGUAAGUAGUCAGAAAAACAAGAUGCCUGGAAAAUAUACUGUCAUGAUUUGUCAUUUUAAGACUUGACUGACUUGGUGUUCGUCAUCUGCACUUAAGUAGAAGUACAAAUGCAAGAAUGUGGAAGGAAACAAGGAAAAAGGUGGGACAGGUGCGUUGAAAAGUGCCCCUGAAGUCGUGCCGUCGCCGACCCACCUUGUCGAGUGCCGCGUCGGCGCCGAGGCCCUCCGCGAGCCGGUCUGCCGCGUCGGGGUCGCCGGCGCUGACCCGCGCCAGUGGCCCGGCGGACAACAGAAGCACAAGCAGCACGCGCGCCUGCGGCUGAAGCAUCCCUGCGAGAUGGUGUGACGCUCGCUCGGGCACGCCGGGGCUGAUAAAUAGCCCUCCUCCUCCUCCUCCUCGUCCUCAUCCUCGCCACGCCAUUGGCUGAGGCUGAGUUGCUUGCGGGGGAGCGAGGAGGAGAUGAAAGCGUCACCAGAGUUUUGCUUCGUUAGCUGUUGUGAAAAGCGACUGUUAAAUGUGACAGCGUGUCGGUCGAGCGGGUGGCACGUCCGCAUCGCAGUCGAAGGUUCCGGGCUCGAAUCUGAGCUCGGCUUCCUCCCGCAAUCCCAAAAACACGCAUUGUUCGCUUCAUCGGAGACGCUAAAUUGCCCGUAAUGUGAGAGUGGGGGGCUGUCUAUUUGAAUCUUCCGCGCAGCUCGGGUCGUGUCGGUCAGGAUUAGCGCCACGUCGGUGUCCGAGCGCGACGCGAGGCCCCCGCACGCUGAGGCGCUUUGUUCAUAAUGACACAGAGUGUGACUCAAAUGUUAACGAACAACAGCGAAGGCCAACACUCCGCCAACCUUCCCGCCGUCGGCGGGCUACGCGACGGGGGGGCCGUGAUGCAAAUGUCAAGGCAUCCUCGACAAACCCUCGCAACGGAGUGCGAGCUGGCCACUUCAUGAUCUUCACCACGGAUCAAUUCGAGGACGACUCGACUCGUUACGAGCGACCGUCGACGCGGCGCAAAAAUGCGUCUGCGCCUUGUCAGGGUUAAUUCGCCGAAACGGGAAGUCCCCUCGCCCCCGCAAGGCCGUGACUCAAUUCCUGCCGUAGCGACUUACUGUUUGUCAUUUGCUCAGCCAAAUCGCAUAUUUGCCGAGAAGCCAUUUUGAAAUGUAUUGGAAAACGAGAAGAAACACAGGACAAAUUCAACACGGCGAUUUGACCUUUGCGGAUUGCGCGACCUGGAUGACUGAGAAUCUACACAGGCAAAAAGAGAAAGCGCCAUUUUUAGGUUGCAUAGUGCUAUUUGUAUUAAUAUUGUGAGAAUUCAAAAAUCACUUACUUACUACUGCGCUAACAUAGGUUAGGCCCGGGGUACUCACUGAUUUUUAUUUGUUUUUAUCUAUUCAUGGCCUCAAAGUGCUUCUAUACAAAUAUUUACUCUAUUUGUCCUUAGUGUUUUUCAUUUACAUAUUUGUAUAUUUUUGGGCCAGAAUUGUUUGAAUAGUUACUGGAAUUCUCACACUUCUAAGUUCAAAACAGCAUUGGUGUUCCCCGAGCUUCGCAUUUGUGGCGCUGCGGAUGGUCGUGAGUUGAUAAAAGAAUUUAAAAAAAAAAAGUUACAUUUUCAUUUGAACACGGUGUUCAUUUAAUUUUAGUUUUACUCGAAUUACAGUAACAGGAUUGCAAAUCAAUUCUAAUGUUAGCUGUUUUAGCUGCUAUGCUAACUUGUCAAGAACAGCUGGCUAUGAGCAAUUGAAUUGUUAAAAAAUAACAGAAAAGAAAAACUGAUUUGAAUGUUUCUUUUCCAGAUCAUGUGAGCAACAAAGUUGUGUUGCUUUGAGCGGCACACGCAUGACUGAGUCACGGAACUCACUUUUUUUUUUCCCUCUUCCUCGAUCUAAAAAGGUUUCUUCCAGAGUUUUGCACGUGUUGAGAGACAUCACCUCAGGGGCAUAAUUAGUCAAAUCAAAUAAAAUAUGUCUGUGGCCAAAAGAAAUGUUUUCGCAAUUACAAGGAGGGAAUGCCAACAAAAUUAUACGCAAAAAGCUGAUUUAAAACGGGCUUUAUUUGUUAUAUUUGAUAUGUAAGUUGGUCAUCAAGAGGGAGGGACAAGAGAAAAAAAAUAAAAAAAAUCGGAAUCACUUUUACUACAGACGCAUUAAUAUUUUGUCUCAAGACAACAACUCGUGCAUGUUUCUGGAUUUUGUGCAUGGAUUAUUUGAAAUUCCGAUGAGAGGGACGGAAAAUGCCGUCCAAUCCUGGAGCGGCCCGCAAACAAGUCGCUGCCGACUGAUUGUUAACGAGCGUCACACUCGGGUGUCGCGACGAGGGCCCUCCGAUUGGCCGGUGGGUCCCAUGAAAAGCCGGUCUCAGGCGGGCCGCACGCAGCGAUGGCUUGGAUCUUUGAUUUGUGGGUGGUGUCGCUGCUCUCCGCGUUGGCGGAUCCCGUUCCCGAUGGUGUCCUGGACAUGGAGUGUCACGAUAGGUCCUUCGUGAUAGCUGUGGACCUCUCGUUCGCCGGGGACGAUGCUCGCUUCGAGGCCGUCGACGGGACGGGCGCGUACGCCAUCACUGAGCCGUACGCGGCCAAGUGCGGCUACACGGUCACAGUCUCCCAGCCGAGCGGCCUCGUGGAGCUGCGCUCGUCCUACUUCAGCUGUCACACGGACAAGCAGGAUGAUCGAGUGUUCACGUUCAGCUUCAAGCUGUUGGUGACACGCGAGAGGGAUGCGGUCUACACGUUGAACAAGACCUGUUCUCCAUCCCUGGCGUGGUCUCCUCGAGAGGUCUCCUGCGAGCUCAACUACAUGGAGGUGUUGGUCAAGAACCAAGUCUCGUGUGCUGCCGGGAAAAAGGACGACAACUGGAACAUUCUCAGACAUGCGCACAGCUCGUCCACUUCAGACUGGCAGGUGAUGUUCCAGAGGGACGAGGACGAGAUUGCGCCGACGAGCCUCUCGGACGCCCGCAAGCAAGGGUACGCGUUUGAGGUGACCGACGGCAGGUUCAUGUUCCGCGCCCCUUACGGACAGCCAGAUUCGUUCAUUGCCAUGGUGAACAACAUCCCGGUCGAGGUGGUCCACGCCACGCUGUUCUCCAGACAACGCUGGUUGGUCGUCAUGGUGGACCUGGUGGCUGCAUGCUCCACGCACCAGGGCGCUUACGAGGACGGCGGCCACGUGGUUUUCAAGACUCCCGAGGCGCCCUAUCCCGGUCCCGAUGUCACACGGAUCCGCGUCGGGUUCGACGGCGCUGACGUGGUGACUGAGAACGAGACGGUCCAAAUUAGAAUUCCCUUGGACGUCAAGGGUGGACUCAGGAAGAGCUUUGCGAGCGGCGGUCUCUACGAGUUCUACACCUUCCAUCUCGACCUGGAGCAAAUGUUUGAGGACGACGAGGCAGAGACCAGGCUGCGCCUUCGCCGGAUUCUGACCACGCCCCUACUGCCGCGCCCUCUUUUUACCCAAAACCGAAGCGUCGUCGAGGAGCGGCUCUUCCAGGUCUACCUGGGCGACGUGCCAGAGGACGUCCGCUUGAUUUCGCUCCGGCUCAACGGGCGCGAGGCGCCGUUCACCAACUCGUGUUCGUUCGCCGACGUCGCGCAACCCGCCCACGGCCACGGGUACUUGCUGAACGUAUCAUUUGACGAUCCCGCCGUCACCCAGCAGUACUACGAAGUGUACCGAACUCUGCAGUACAGUGUGGACAUCAACUACACGCUGAGUGUUCUGCCAGAAAACGAGCUCUACUACCACUCUGUGAGCGUCACGGCACUGGCUGGCCCCUCUCCUCCAGUGCUGGAUGCGGUCUGCUCUGAGUCGGGCAUCCGCUUCAACGCGGACCGCUGGGCUUUCGACUUCCUGUGGUCCAUCGGCGUGGGCUCUGUCACCCUGACGCCAGAGCUGGCAACGCAGCGGGGCUACGAGAUGAGAAACGAUAGUCAGAGACUGCAGCUGGACGUGCCGGUCUACUCUCAAGGCUUUCGCUACGAGGAAAUCACCCUGAAGCGGUUCUUGGGCACUUUUGAGAUCCUUAUAAAAGAGCGUCUAACAUCGGCUGUUCAGAGAUCCAUUACAAAGACUUGUCCUUUUGUGACCUCUGAACUUAUUAUGUGUUCGACUGACGGGAGGAUGACCGUGGUGGCCGACUUGUCUCUGAUCACCCCGAGCGGCGCGACACCGUCCUCAAGCAACCUACUGGACGUUUUCUGCGGCCCCGCAGAGGCGGAUGACGCCAGGGCGCUUUUCUCUUUCCCGCUCAAUAGCUGUGGCUCCAAAGUCAAGCUCAGCAAGGGGAACGUGAUUUAUCGCAAUGAGAUUUUCUACAGCAAGAAUUCGGAUGACUCCGAGGAGGCCAAUGAGAGGUUGGUGGUGCAGUGCACGUAUCCUCUGGAAGGCCUCCACCGGCUCUUCUCCACGUACAGGUUCGAGUCGGACGACCCGGGCACGGGUAGCGUCUCCAGCGGGCGGCUCACGGCAGGAUCCGGUGCCGCGGCUCUACGCGGUCCCGUCGCCACCGCGAGAGCGCUCCCCACGCCGCCGAAGACGACUGCCGCGAGGACCGCCGCGGCUCCGGUCCGGAAGCGUCUGGGCUCCAAUCCCGGUGUGCACUACAUCCGGGUGUCCAAACAUGGCAAACCUCACCCUGCUGUUCGAAAAGGUUAAGCAACCUGAAGUUGGUCAAAUUGUCCUCCUGCAAUAAAACUCCAAACUGUUCCAUUUCUUCACGCGAGCGAAAGGAUGGAAGCUUGGCAGAAUUUGAAGUGAUGACUGCAUUUCAUUUUUUUAACCAUACAUUCAAUAAA